AUGCCCCGCCUCGUCCGUCGCACGCCCGUCCUCGAACGCAUAAAAGCCUAUCUCGAUCCCUCCGACUGGCUCAUCUGGAUUGCAGAGGAACUGAACAGCUCGGACUGGGAAGACUGUGCCUCAACGUACUCGCUCUACCUCGGCUUUAGCGCAAACUUUCUCUUCAUUCUUGCACAGGCAAACAGCGGCGCAUCCUCAACAUCCGAAGACGAUGGCGUGUUCAAUACAGUCCAGGGCCCCGGCUGGUUGAAGUGGUUUGCGAAUCUGGUGGUACUUGUGCUCAUGGGUACAAGUUUUGGCAAUGCGUGGCUGGUCUGGGGAAAGAGACGACAUUACAGGUUGUUUGAGCAGAGUGUGGAAAAGGCACCGCGGACACCGAGUGCGAAGCGCGUGCGAGUGGACUCCUCGCCUGCGAGUGCAUCACCAAUGGCAUUUGUGCGCAACUUGGUCACCAACUCGGCCGCGAGUCGGGCACAUCCGGAUGAGCACCGCGAUGUGUGGGAGAUUGCCGUUUGGGAUCCCAAUCCCCUUUGCUUGCAGCUGUUCUGCCUCUUCAGCCCACUGCACGUCCUACUUUACUACUUUAACCUUCCCGUGCCGCAGUUGGACCCACGGCCCAGCGUCAAGCUGACCACCACAAUCGUCAUCGGUCUAGUCCUAUCGUUGCAGAUGUGGUGGCUCCGUCGCUCCUUCAUCCAACAAACCAAAGACAACGCCAUCAUCAGCCGCGAAGUCCUCCACGAAUACGACUCCAAAUUCGUCCACCCAUCCCUCCAAAAGCCCUGCCGAGACGUUGCCAUCCAAACAAUCUCCAAGCGCCCCUACAAAGACUCGAGCGUCGGCGUCCGAGGCACCAGCGAUGGUCUCGCCAGCGAGAUCACCACCUACACCCCCAAGACCGUAAUCAACCGCACCUUCCGCACAAAUCCAAAUGCAAACUACGUAAAUCAAUACGACCCAGACAACGCAUCUACUACCUCUAUUGCCAGAUCCACACAAAACACCCCCCGUGCAUCCUACCACUCCACCACCGCCUCCGCGGCCGCCUCCUCCUCCGCAGUCCCAGACUUCUCCCCAAUCCGACAGUCACAACCACCUAACCCCUUCCACCAAGCUCCUCCCAUGCCACGAACCGCCCCCAACAACGAUGGAGGAUAUCUCGGCGUCAAAAUGCAUGCAGCCUCACCCCUGCGCAAAUCCGCAAGCGCGAAUUUUUUCCGCGAUGCAGAGGGGAGCAGGAUUGCGUCGCGCGGACGCGAGAGUCUGGGCGGAGCGGGGGAGAGAAGGGUUAGGGAGCGAGAGGGAAGUCCGCUGAAGAGGGCUAGUACACCUGUGGGAGAUGGGUUAGGGCAAGGAGAGGGGAGGAGGCUGUUUGGCAAAGGGGAUCGAUCGGGAGGAUAUGAGGGGUUGGGAGUCGGGCGAAGGGAGAGCUCGAGGUUUGAUUGA
Plenodomus lingam JN3 is the source of this 1446-nucleotide messenger RNA. RefSeq lists its product as uncharacterized. Lineage: Eukaryota; Fungi; Ascomycota; Dothideomycetes; Pleosporales; Leptosphaeriaceae. Gene Ontology annotation, biological process: maintenance of rDNA; regulation of exit from mitosis. The record is from RefSeq and is a predicted model, not a curated record.